This is a messenger RNA of Oncorhynchus keta (chum salmon), 3018 nucleotides long. RefSeq lists its product as uncharacterized. The coding region runs from base 1570 to 2631 and encodes 353 amino acids. The transcript is spliced from 12 exons. The record is from RefSeq and is a predicted model, not a curated record. NCBI's taxonomy places the organism in Eukaryota, Metazoa, Chordata, Actinopteri, Salmoniformes, Salmonidae.
UUUUUUUCCUUGUCUGUUACAUGAUUCAUUAAAAAAUGUCUCUGUUCACUCCCCUUACAGAUCCACAAUGGAACGUAGAGAGGUGACAAGAUUGAUGAAGUACUACACCAUCACCACCGUGCACCUGGCGACCUGGUUAGCGUGCACUGCGCCCGGCCCGCCACAGGAGUCGCUGGUGUGCAAGGAUAUCCCUACCGGCCAAGCCCUCCCUAACCCGGACGACACUAGGCCAAUUGGACCUCCCGGUCGCAGCCGGCUGCGAAAGAGCGCGAACCCAGAGUCUCUGGUAGCACACCGGGAGGCCCCUGUAUUUAUUUUCUUAGUCAACCUUGUGUUCUGUUUCGUUGUGUUCUUGAACGUAGCCUUGUCUUUGAUUUUUGUUAAUUGACUUCACCUGUGUUAGUUACUCACCUGGUCUCAUCAGCACCUUAUUUAGUUCAGUUCAUACGUGUUUGUGCCUUUGUCAGGUAUUGUUUGUUUUGACUCUGCUAAGCCUUUUCCUAGCGCAAUUGUGAGAACCAGUUAUAGGCUUCAGUCUUAGUUUUGAUUCACAAGCCUUUUCCCCUACCUGUGUAUGAUCAUUGCCUGCUUGUGACCACGAUUUCUGCCUUCUGUGAAGGUGAAAAAAAUACCUGCUGUGCUCUGCACGUGAAUUACAAUACCCAAGGCAGUGUAAACAAGCACAGCUGUAGUCGGUAUCGUCUGGCAAAGCGAAACACUAAAGUAUUAAUUCUCCAUAUUGCAUACCUUUUUUGAGAUUACUUCAUUCCUGAAACGCCCUCUUCGCGGACACAACAAACAAGAUUCUCAUCUCAUUCACCACAACUGAAAAAUUGACCUUUUCUUACAGCCGACCAGUAGAAACUGGUUUUGUGUUGAGCAGACGCAAAACAGAUUCCAGAUCAGCUACUUCUACCCUACAUGCAUUCCCCGACAUGACCCCCAAGCCUUGUAGCUGGUCCAGAGACAGUGUCUAAUUAACAACAAUAUCACAAUUGAAUCACUAAUAUGUGAUUUCUGUAUGAAUAAUACUCAUAACGUUGGUGACAAGUUAUAUCAUUUUUUCUUUUCUUUUUUACUUUUACAAUGAAUGUUAAAGAGGCUUUUAGGUUGUUUCACGGGCUAAUGGUUAACUAUGGCCAGUUGAAUGCCAGUUGAAAAAACAGGUGAUCCUGCAGUUCUAAAAGCCUACUAUAGUGUCUCUUGAAUAUGAAAGUGAAACUGUUUCUGAUAAAACAAUCUCUUUUCCCUCAAGCUGUGUACUUUUUCACUUUCCUCUGGGCAUCAAAGAAGGUAGUCAGAUUGACUUUCAAUAGUCAUCUUCCAAAAGGAAUUCACACACCAUUAUGGUUCAAUCACAUGGUCAAAUAAAGGCAAGAGGGGAGGUGGGAUUGAGACCGCAUAUCUUAUCUCAGAGGGAUAUGUCAUGUCAGUGAAAGUGAAAGACGACUUGAAAUAUUUACAUUGUCUGCACACUGGUUGUUAUAUUAUACAGUAAUAUAUGUAUUUUAUUGUCUGUUACAUGUUAAUAUAUAUUUGUUCCCUGUUCACUCCCCUUACAUAUCUACAAUGGAACGCAGAGAGGUGCCAAGGAUGAUGAGGUACUACACCAUCACCACUGGCAAUACUAUGGAUUCCCAUGUCCAAUUUAUGAGACAACUUGGAGGAGGCUUCACUGAAGUGAUGUCACCAGAGCAGAGUGAUGUCAUCAUGGCUUUCUGUCCCAUCGUCUCUCGUGCUGGUACUGAUAUUGAGGCAGCACUGCAGCAGAUUCCAGAGGGUAAAGAUGUCAUUCUGGUAGUCCUGCAUCACUAUUUUAACCCAGAGUGCACUGUACCUGACAGCAGCAGACUAGUGACCAGAAGUAAUGUAAUACUCACAGUGGACUGUCUGUUCCAUGAGAGUAUGGGAGGACUACUGAACUGUCCUCGCAACAAAGCAGCAGUUGGUAACAUUCUGAACCGGCUGAACAGGAAGCCAAAGGUGGUAGAUAUCGGCAUGGACAUCCCUGAUCACGGAAACAGGCCACAUACAUUUCUUCAAGGGAUGUCAGGAAUGGUGAGAUUCUUCAUAUUUGUGGUUGGCAAUACCUUGGGUGCUCAUGUGGAUUUGACAAGACAUCUCGUCAUCAGAGGAGGCUGUACUGAAGUGAUGCCACAAGAGGAGAGUGAUGUCAUCAUGGCUUUCUGUCCCAUCGUUUCUCGUGCUGGGACUGAUAUUGAAGCAGCACUGCAGCAGAUUCCUGCUGGGAAACCUGUCAUUCUGGUAGUACUGCACCACACCUCCAACCUAGACUACACUGUACCUGACAGCAGCAGACUAGUGACCAGAGAGGAUGUAAUACUCACAGUGGACUGUCUCUUCCAUGAGAGCCAGGGACUAUUGGAGUGUCUUCACAAUGAAGCAGCAGUCAAAGAGAUUCUGAAGAAGCUUAAUAUACAUCCUGAGACCGAUUCUGGAUCUGUCUGUAUGGGUCUGCUCAUGAUGGUGUGUUCCUGGAUCCUUGAUUGCAUCAGGGCAGUCAGGCGUUGUUGCCAGAGAUCACCAUUUGCAUGUGUUGUUGGGCUCAUUAUGUUUAUUGUUCUUUUGUGUUUGGUGGUAUCUUUGAUUGUUUCUUUCUGGAAACAAUGAGGUUUAUCAUAAUAACCUAAUGGAAAUAGAGCAAGUAGGUCUAAACAUCAACAGAGGAAUAAACUGUAGAAAUUACACAGACAACACAGAUAAACUGAUUUAAAUAUACAUUAAAAAUAAUGAAUAAAGCCUAAUAAAGAACCUACUCUAAAUCUAUCUAUCUAUCUAUCUAUCUAUCUAUCUAUCUAUCUAUCUAUCUAUCUAUCUAUCUAUCUAUCUAUCUAUCUAUCUAUCUAUCUAUCUAUCUAUCUAUCAGGAUAUUAUAUUAGUUUAAGAUGGCAUGAUGCUCAUGUAAUAUUGUAGGACUACUCUGAUGGUAUAUUCUGUGUUGUCACUUUGUUCUGCUUUGACUGCCCUUCUUUUAAAUAUUAAAGUCAUGGAAUGUCA